Molecule: messenger RNA, 2469 nt
Organism: Notodromas monacha
Lineage: Eukaryota; Metazoa; Arthropoda; Ostracoda; Podocopida; Cyprididae
Source: the annotation of a GenBank genome assembly
AUGUCGCGUGGUGCUGAGGAAACCAAAGAGCUGGAAAAGAAGGUUGAGGGACAAUUAGACCGUCUGCUCGAUCAGCUCCAAGAUAUUCACGACAGCAAGGAUGAUAUGGAUGAAGAGGAAUAUGCGGAACAAAUGCGUGAUACAGUCGAACAACUCCAAGAUUUCAGAGAUUAUCUGGAAUCAUGUCAGCAAGGAAAAAUGUCAGUAGUUGAUUCACUUGGGAGAGCUCAACUGGCAAUACAAGCAGCUGUCAGCAACGCCUUCAUGACCCCAGAAGUGAUAAAAAUGUUUGCCAAAAGGCAGCCUGAAUUAUUGCGCGAACGUUUGGAGCUGGUCGAAGCCAAGCAUCGAUCGGGAAAGAUGGAUCGAUUCGCGUACUUCACGGAAAAGGCACGUACUGAAAUUCUCUCGGUUUUAAAAAAGCUGGGAGAAGAACUGCGGCCGGGAGAAGCAGAUUUCUUUGACGAGCAAGCUUCGGAGGCAUUGAAAGCUUUCGCGAAAGUGUCUGAAGGAUCUUAUCAAAAAAUGGCUCUUUUGGUUGGACAUCGAUUCGAACAUGCGGAUCUCGGAUGUUCUCCGAGGAGGAUGACGGUAGUGUGGAUAUUGUUGAUAGCCGUUUCGCUGAGCUCUGUGAACUCAUUUUACAUUCCCGGAGUCGCCCCAGUAGAGUAUGCGACGGGGGAUCCUGUGCUCGUGAAAGCUGUGAAGCUUACCUCGACGCAAACCCAAUUGCCCUAUGAAUUCUAUUCCAUUCCUAUUUGCAAACCGCCAGAUGGCCGAGUCCAGUUCAGCAGUGAAAACUUGGGAGAGGUUCUGCGAGGCGAUCGGAUCGAAAGCACACCCUACCUGGUUCACAUGAAAGUGGAUAACAAAUGCUCGGUGCUUUGCUCACACGUGAAUAAUGGGUCUCCACUGACCUGGUCCGUGGAGGACUCCAACAAGGUCAUCGAUUUGAUAAAAGCGGAAUAUUCCGUGCAUCUCUUGAUGGACAAUUUGCCGGCUGCAACGAGGCUGUUGAGCGAAUCAGGCCAAGUGCAGUAUCGAAUUGGUUUCCCUCUUGGGUCGGUUGUGAAAGACGAGGUUUAUCUCAACAAUUACUUGAAGCUACAUUUGAAGUAUCAUACGGAUGAGUCUAGGAAAACGCACCGAUUCGUUGGAUUUGAAGUCGAAGCCAGGAGUCGUGCUCUGGCGGGAUUUAAAAGCGACGGGUCCAACUGUGAUCUAAUGGGAGACGAGCAACCUGGGCUGAAAUUGCAGGAGGGAAAGACGCAUUCAAUUCAAUUCUUCUACUCUGUGGAAUGGCAAGAAUCACCUGUACGUUGGGCAUCUCGAUGGGACAUCUUCCUAAACAUGUCUGACGUCCAGAUUCAUUGGUUUUCCAUCUUCAAUUCGCUCGUCUUCAUCUUCUUUCUUUCUGGUGUGGUGACUAUGAUUUUGGUUCGCACCCUGAGGAGAGAUAUUGCCAAGUACAAUGAGGGUGAUCCUGAAACAGUCGACGACGUCAUGGAGGAGACUGGUUGGAAACUCGUGCAUGGCGACGUUUUCCGUUUGCCGCGUUAUCCCCGAUUGUUCGUUGCCAUUGUCGGCUCGGGAAUUCAAAUCCUCUGCAUGACGCUGAUCACUCUGUUUUUCGCAAUGUUGGGAAUGCUUUCACCGGCGUCUCGUGGGGCUUUGAUGACCGCUGCUAUAUUCCUGUACGUGUUCAUGGGACUUGUAGCGGGAUACUAUUCGGCUAGGUUGUACAAGUCGAUGAAGGGGACCCAAUGGAAACGAGCUGCCUUCUUGACUUCUACACUGUACCCAGGAAUUGUGUUUGGAACUGGGUUCCUGUUGAAUUUCUUCGUGAUGGCGAAGAAGUCGUCGGGUGCUGUUCCGUUUGGAACGAUGGUUUCCUUGUUGUGCUUGUGGUUCGGGAUCUCAGUGCCGCUGGUAUUUUUGGGCUAUUAUUUCGGGUAUCGCAAGCCUCCGUUCCAAAAUCCCGUCAGAACAAAUCAGAUCCCGCGUCAGAUCCCUCCCAGGCGAUGGUACAUGAACCCGGUAUUCAGUGCGUUGAUUGCAGGAGUGUUGCCGUUUGGAGCGAUGUUCAUUGAAUUGUUCUUCGUUUUCACGGCUAUUUGGGAGAAUCAGGUGUACUACCUGUUCGGUUUCCUGUUCGUCGUGUUCCUGAUCCUUGUGAUUUCUUGCGCCCAGAUCUCCGUGUUGAUGAUUUACUUCCAGUUGUGCGCUGAGGAUUAUCAUUGGUGGUGGAGAAGCUUGUUGGUGUCUGGCGGAAGCUCGGUGUACGUCUUCUUCUACUCAGUGUUUUACUUCAUGAACAAACUGGAGAUAACGGACUUCGUGUCCACGCUCCUGUACUUCGGCUACACGCUCAUCAUGGUCGUUACGUUUGCAAUCAUGACCGGAACUGUCGGUUUCAUUGCGGCCUACGCGUUCGUCCGCAAAAUCUACGCUGCUGUGAAGAUCGAUUGA